GCAAACUGAGAGAUCCUCGGCUAUUCUCUUUCACUGUGUGAUCAUCCGAGUCAAUCCUACCACCACGAGAGCACGCGACCACGAGUAUGAGACGACGGAGAUAACUGUAAAGAUGCUUUCCUCGCAGGUUGUAUCGGCCUCACAGGCCCCGAUAUCACCUCUACUUCUCCAACCCUCCUCGACCGCGGUCCUUAGAUCUAGAGCAGGAUCGCGCCCUCAACGUCAGAUCCGGUUUAGGCUUUGGUCUUCAUAUCAGAACUCAGGUUACCAGAAGGAGUUUCAUCGCCGUAGUCGAUCUAUGAAGCACAAAUACACCGAUGCUCUCAACCGAAAGCCUUCAUAUGAUUGUCAAUCUCCAACACUUGCGAGACAAUUUGCCCUCAAGGGGUUUAUGUACAACACCUGGCGUGGACAGGACCCGAGAGCAACAAGUCGCUGGGUGGACAUUGAUGAGCUGAACAACUCGAAGAACGAGAAACAAAAGAGACAGGAUGAAGGAUUCGAAGAUGUCGAGACGAGUGCUUUUGAUACCCUCUUGAACAGCAAAGAUGGCCUGUAUGACCUGUUUCAAGCUAGAUCGAGACUCUUUCGCGGAGGAUCAGGCUGUUACAGAUUUGUUCCAGAUCAAGACUGGAAGGCUUCGACUCCAAUCUCUUCAAAUGACAUCCAGAACGACAAGCCGUCACCUCAGAGAACAGAUAACCAGAAAGAUCUUCGCGAUUUUCAAAGCCAGCACAGUGCCAGCCCCGAGCCUGAGUACGAGAUUGACCCAAUCACAAACAGAAAGGUCUUCACGAACAAAUCUUCCGAACAUGACCAGAAUACAUUUGAGGUACCAGUGAAGACAUUCAAAGGGUACCGGUCUCAGUUCCAAGAAUUCAAACCACCAACGCCUGCGGACUCUCAAUCAGAAGUCAAGAGCCCGGAGCAAGUCUUACCCAAUCAGAAGCAAGACAGUGCAUCAGUCAAACCAAACUCCAUAGAUGAGAGCUUGAAGGAAUAUGAGACUGAUGAAUCUUACAAGCCUUACUUUGCCUAUGAGCCUGAUGGAAAGAAACCCGAUCCAGUGCGGGAAGGGCUGAAGGAUUAUGAGACUAAGGAAUCUUACAAACCUUACUUUGCCUAUGAACCUGACGGAAAGAUACCUGAUCCAGUGCGGGAAGGGCUGAAGGAGUAUGAAACUAAUGAAUCUUACAAACCUUACUUUGCCUAUGAGCCUGAUGGAAAGAGACCUGAUCCAGUGCAGGAAGGACUCAGGGACUAUGAUUCUCGGGUUUCGUAUGAAUCUUUUCCAUGGGGUGUUCCAGAUAAGGAGGUCUCUCAGGAUUCUGUUCGUUCUGAUCCUGUUCAAGAAGGCCUAAGGGAUUAUGACAGCAAGACUUACUACGGUCCAGUCAUGUACAAUGAGCCCGACGGCAAGAGUCUCCAGGAACAUGCUUCUAUUCAGGAGAGUUCGAAGCUUCCUAGAAUAGAAGAUGCCCGCCUUAAUCAAAGAAUUUCUUCACCCUACAAAGUAUUGCGCCGCCAGGAUGAUGCCGAUACAAGGGAGGAUUUGGACUUACUUCGACCUAGCGAUGUUCGUGCGGCAUCAGGCAUUAUCAAGGGUAGCAAGAAGGAGACCGAGGCAGAAAAGAUAGCCAAGAGAAAAGAACUAGAAGCCGAUUUCCAGAAGCAUGCUGUUGAAGAUAGUGAGCUGCAAAGUAUUGCCUCGCAGAUCAAGGGUCGAGUUAAUUCCAAGCCUGCGGAGGUCUCAUCCGACUUGCCUGCAACAGAACGAAAAAUGACUGGCAAUUUUGUUCGGGACUUUCCUGAAGAGUUCGAGAAAAAGUGGACUGCCGAAAAUAAUCAUUCCGGGAUCUUAACACCGAAGCCGCAAACCGACGCUUGGGGUUACGAUAAGACUCCAAAGGGUCUCGAGUUAUCGUAUGAGCAAGAGGUGCAGAAGUCUGAACAGGAAUUUAUCAAUGGCCUUGCACCGACGGAACGUUAUGCUAGAAGACCUGACAUCCCAAGAAUACAGACUUCCUUGGAUCGCAGUGGCACCCAGGAAGAGGACGGCAAGAGAGAAUCCAAGGCGACAGCAAUGGACUCUAUUAAUCCCAUAGAAGAGGCGCAAAAACUUCGAGCAAAAUACGCGAAUAUAAAGCUUCAAAAUGAACUUGACCCAUAUUCGAAGGAACCCCAGGGCUUGGAAACAAACUAUGAGGAAGAGCUGAAGCUCAAAAAUGAGGCUGACCCUUAUUCAAAGAAACCACAGGGCUUGGAGACCAGUUACGAAGAAGAGCGGAAGCGCGAACAGAAACUCGCAAUCGAGGCUGACCCAUAUUCUAAGAAACCUCAGGGCUUAGAAACCAGCUAUGACGAAGAGCGGAAGCUCGAACAGAAGCUUGCAAUCGAGGCCGACCCUUAUUCGAAGGAACCCCAAGGCUUGGAAACCAGCUAUGCCGAAGAGCAGAAGCUCGAAAUUGAGGCUGACCCAUAUUCCAAGAAGCCACAGGGCCUGGAGACUAGUUAUGCUGAAGAAUGUGCUGCGAAGCAAGGCGAAGGAGACUUGUCAGUCUUCGUAUCGUCCUAUGGAUCUCCUAAACGCGACGAAGAUUCCUCAAAGAAAAGAGAUACCGUGUCAGAAAAUGAGUCCAGACGUCUGGACAACCAGAAGAAAAAUGUCUUGAAGCAGAAGGACCGAGAUUUGGUGCGCCAGAUCCGAAGUGUUUACGAAGAGAAAUAUGGCACCAUCGACCACAAGCAUCGCCAGGUUCCCGAGGAGCCCAAAACAUCGCAAUAUUUAGACGGUGAAAGUGCGCAAGUCGUGGAGUCCACUUCAGAAGCUCCAGAACCCACUUUAUACAAGAUCCUCGCCUAUGAUCCGACCAUGCAGUCCAUCAGCACAGCUGAAACGACCUCCAUUGUUCCGGACACUGCUUCAGCCCUUACGCCCGCAGAAGUCCUCCUUCGAUUGUCGAAUCCCUCCAAGUUCUUUCCCCAUUUUGAGCCACUUCAAGCCCAAGGCUAUGAAAUUGUAUCUGGUAGUGGUGAUGUACUCGUGUUCCGCAAAGUUCGAUCGGCUGGACCCGCAGAGGUAAAGGAGGAGCCAUCGCCAUCAUCUAGAGAUCGGAUGAAGAAGGCCACGAAUCCUAUCGAUGGCACGCAGAGCGGUCCCAUUGCAACGACUGGAAACUUUGCUAGUCCUACUGGUUUCGUCAAUCAUGAUCCUCCCUAUGGCUCUAAUCCUGCUUUCAAGUCCAAUGUCGAUGUCCGUCGUGAAGAGGAUGUCUUCAGUGGCAAAUCCAACUGGUCGAGAGGCACCGAGCGUCCCCAACAACGCAAGAAGAUGAGUCUCGCUAAGAGAAUGCUACUGGGCGCCGUUUGGGUUGGAGGACUAUCAUACACCCUCGGGGUCGUCAGCGAGUACUUCAAGACCGGCGGGAUUGACGGCCUUGGACCUCAGGGUUUCUAGAUAGGCGGGAAUGUUAUAUGCGCGAAAGAAAGAUAAUACGAAAGUCAUGUUAGCAGAGGCGUUUUACAUGGAAAGGGUGUUGAAGGAGCACCGAAUUCUCUCAAGAUUGACAAAUGGAUAAUUAUACGGGGGGAGUGAUGGCGCGCAUGGCGGCGAAUUGAAAUUGCUGGUUUGUUUCUC
Molecule: messenger RNA, 3637 nt
Organism: Amorphotheca resinae ATCC 22711
Lineage: Eukaryota; Fungi; Ascomycota; Leotiomycetes; Helotiales; Amorphothecaceae
Exons: 4
Coding region: 113-3457 (1114 amino acids)
Source: RefSeq, a predicted model, not a curated record